AUGAGGACUGCUACUUUCGCUACUGCUCUCGGGUUCGCCGUUUCGGCGGCGGUGGCCAUACCCCGUCUGGGAGGUGUCAACACCGCCGGCUACGACUUCAUGGUCUACACCGACGGGUCGUUCGACGGUCCUGGCACUCAGCCCCCGCUAUACCAAUACGGCCACUUCUCUCCUCAGGGGACCAACCUCUACCGUCUCCCCUUUGCCUGGCAGCUCGCGACACCCACCUUGCAUUACUACAACGAAGUUGUACAGACUGCGUUGGCCACGAACGCAUACGUGAUUCUUGAUGUACAUAAUUAUGCCCGUUGGAACGGAGAGAUCAUCAACCAGGGUGGCCCGACUAUUGAACAGUAUGCCAGCUUGUGGUACCAGAUGGCCUCAUUUUACAAGAACGAACCUCGUGUCAUCUAUGGGCUCAUGAACGAACCCCACGACUUGCCCGAUAACUCCCUUUGGCCACCCGCGGUCCAAGGUGCGAUCAACGCUGUCCGCGCUGCCGGCUCUGUAUCCCAGUAUAUCCUCAUGCCAGGAUCGAGUUGGACGUCCGCCGCAGCCAUGCCCACCGAAAUGGGACCAUACUUGUUGAACCUCACUGAUCCCGCAUAUCCCGGCUCUAAGGAACGUCUCCUGUUCGACGUCCACAAGUACCUCGACUACGACAAUUCCGGCACUCACACCAACUACGUGACGAACAACACUGAUAUCCUCCAGACGCUCGUCACCUGGCUCAAGGCAAACGGGAAUAGGCAAGCAAUCCUGUCCGAAACUGGUGGCGGGAGAAACGAUUCCAGCUGCUUCACGAUGCUCGGCGAGGAGCUGGCUUUCAUCAAGAAUAACUACCCAACUAUGGUUGGCUUCUCCGCCUGGGCUGCUGGUGCCUUUGACACCACGUACAUUCUUUCGUUGACCCCGGCCAACUACACCAUCGACGCCCCGCUCUGGGACUACGCUAUUCGUCCCAACUUACCCCCUCCCACUUACUUCUAA
Molecule: messenger RNA, 990 nt
Organism: Dacryopinax primogenitus
Lineage: Eukaryota; Fungi; Basidiomycota; Dacrymycetes; Dacrymycetales; Dacrymycetaceae
Exons: 8
Coding region: 1-990 (329 amino acids)
Biological process (GO): glucan catabolic process
Molecular function (GO): hydrolase activity, hydrolyzing O-glycosyl compounds
Source: RefSeq, a predicted model, not a curated record